UGCCUAUUUUAGGAGGAGCAUCCUUUUAAAAGUCACAGUCAAAAGUUGUGUUCUGCAUGAUCAGCCUUCAUCAUGGCUUUCAAUGAGCUUUGCAAUUGGAAAGGGUUGCUUUUAGUCUCCUUCCUCUUCCUUUCUGUCCAUGGACAAACCUCAGGGCCUUUUUUCAUGGUAACAUUUCCUGCUGUGAUCCAGUCAGGAUCUGAGGCCAAACUGUGUGCAAGUGUUCUCAAGCCUAACGAGAGCCUUGUAAUGAACAUUUAUCUUGUGAAUAACAACCUAACAACAUUGCUGCUACAGGAGAAAGUUGUGGAAGAGUUUCACCGCUGCUUCAACUUCCAGGCUCCACUGACAGAGGAAAAAUCAAUGCAGAAAAUGAAGGUAGAAAUUGUGGGGGACUCUUUCAAGUUGACUAAGGAGAGGAAAGUCAUGUUCAGACAUUACCAUCCUUUGACCUUUAUCCAGACUGAUAAGCCCAUCUAUAUUCCAGGACAAACAGUGAAUAUUAGAGUUGUCACCGUGAAUACAAAUUUUGUACCCUUUGAUCAGAAGUACAAUACAGUUGUGCUUGAGGACAGUCAUCUCAACAGGAUUGGUCAGUGGACAAAUAUUACUUCAACAAAGUGGAUUUUACAGCUUUCUCAUGAGUUGAACCCAGAGGCCCGUCAAGGCAUGUAUAAACUGAAGGCUUCUAUUGGUGACAGGGUGAUCACACAUGAUUUUGAAGUGAAAAAGUAUGUUUUACCUAAGUUUGAAGUAACCAUAAAAGCCCCAAAAUUAAUGAGUUUUGGUGAGAGUGAACUGAAUAUAGAGGUUUGUGGAAAAUACACAUUUGGGCAACCUGUGGCUGGCAAAGCAAGGGUGGACGUAUGUCGGGAUCGUUUGGCAUUUCUUACUGAACCUCAGUUCACUUCACCAUGUUUUGUUGAAACCACUGAGAUAAAUAAGACAGGCUGUGCCUCCUUUUCCAUUGACUCAUCUGUCUUUUAUAACACUGCAAAUGAGAGGUUUCUGAAAGAAUCUCUUAAAGUAACAGCAAAUGUAACGUUAGAGGGAACAGAAAACACCAUGGGGACAUCUGCAGAUAUAAUUCUGACUUAUGAAAGUGGUAAAGCUACAUUUACUGAGCUACCUAAAAUGUUUGAACACGGGUCAGUUAUAGAAGGACAGAUCAAACUUGCAAAUGUCAAAGGAGCACCUGUUCAAAACAAGGAAGUAUAUGUUUUGGAUGGAAGUAUGUGGCGCUCAAAACUGCUACUAAAUCUUACUACAGACAACAACGGACUUGCCAACUUCUCACUUAAUUCAUCUAGUCUGCCAAAAAGUGAUGUUAAUCUGAUGGCAAGUGCUUAUCCAUAUUAUCAUUAUACAUCCUUUAGCAAAUUGUACAUCUUUACAGAUAAAAAAUUAGUUAAACUUCUCCAGCCAACCAUUCCACAUGCCCCAACAUUAAGUGAAUUGACAAUAGAGGAUCUUGAGGAACCAUUAAAGUGUGAUACUGAAUUUCUAGUCACCAUUAAGUAUUAUUUUGUUGGGAUGAAUCUAGAUAACCUCAUCACUGACAUCGUCUUUAUGGUCUUGUCCAGAGGAGUGAUAAUUCAUCAUGGAUUUGAGAAGGUUGAAGUGAACGCUUCAAAUGGAAUAUCAAGUGGCUCAGUGUCAUUCAAACUCUAUGUUGGUGCAGAUAUUGCUCCAGAAGUGCAGAUUCUGGCAUACUGUGCACUGCCCAGUAAGAAUGUAGUUGCUGGUAGCACAAAUUUCAAGACUGAAAAGUGUUUGAAAAACAAGGUGUCCCUGCAGUUUUCUCCAGCUAAAGCAGUUCCAGGGGAAGAAAAUACUCUACAGCUCUCAGCUGAACCUGGUUCACUGUGUGGCCUCAGUGCUAUAGAUCAGAGUGUAUUGAUCCUGGAGUCAGGAAAACGGCUGAAUACUGACAAGGUCUUCAGCCUGCUCCCAGUGCAGUCAGCAAGGGGUUAUCCUGAUGGCACUGAGGAUGCACAGAAUUGCCUUGAAGUUAGACCACGCCGAGCUCUAACAGACCAUGCUUAUGAAAGCUUGAAGACAGUAGGACUGAAGAUGGCAACAAAUCUGAUUUUGAGACGACCUCACUGUCUGACGUACGAAGGCGUGAUUUAUAACAGAGGCUUUCAUUUUGGUAAUUCAGGAUUUGCAGGUAUGCAACCAAAUCGUGCGCUAGGCGAUUCAAUGCCUCCACCUGUGAAAACAGUUCGUACCCUUUUCCCAGAAACAUGGAUCUGGCAACUCAAUGAAGUAGGAGACUCUGGAUCGACACAGGUUCCUGUCAAGGUUCCUGACACCAUCACCACUUGGGAGACGGAGGCUUUCUGUCUGUCCUCCAAAGGUCUGGGUCUAGCUCCUCCUGCUCAGCUCACAGUUUUCCAGCCCUUCUUCCUGGAGCUCUCUCUACCUUACUCCAUCAUCCGUGGGGAGAUAUUUGAGCUGAAGGCCACUGUCUUCAACUAUCUGCCCAAGUGUAUCAUGGUUAAAGUAACUCCAGCUCAUUCUUCAGACUACACUCUUAAAGCCUCCUCUAAUGAUCAGUAUUCAUCCUGUUUAUGUGCUAACGGAAGAAAAACCUUUAAAUGGAUUCUCACUCCUUCUGUUCUUGGAGUCUUGAAUAUUACGGUCAGUGCAGAGGCAGAACAGUCCCAGACUGUGUGUGACAAUGAGAUUGUGAGCGUGCCAGAGAGAGGACGCAUUGACAUAGUUACACGAAGUCUGCUUGUACAGGCUGAAGGAACUGAAAAGACAGAGACCCACAGCUGGUUAAUGUGUCCAAAGGAGAACAGUCUCUCAGAGGAGGUGGAUCUGACUCUUCCUAAAGAAGUGAUAGAGGGAUCAGCCAGAUCAUCAGUAUCAGUCCUUGGGGACAUAUUGGGCCGUGCGCUACAGAAUCUUCAUGGAUUAUUACGGAUGCCAUAUGGCUGUGGAGAGCAGAACAUUGCUGUUCUUUCUCCCAAUAUUUACAUUCUACAGUACCUAGAGAACACUGAGCAGCUUACAACAGCCAUUCAAGAGAGAGCCACCGGCUUCCUUAAGAGUGGAUACCAGAGACAACUGAACUACAAACAUUAUGAUGGCGCAUACAGCACAUUUGGCCAUGAUCAAGCGAAUACAUGGUUGACAGCUUUUGUCCUGCGGUCUUUUGGCAAAGCACAGAAAUACAUAUAUAUUGAUCAAAACGUUCUUCAGAGUGCAAAGGAAUGGUUGAUAAGCCAGCAGGAUCCAGAUGGAUGUUUUAUGCAACAGGGAAGACUGUUCAACAAUGGCAUGAAGGGUGGAGUAAAUGAUAAUGUGACCAUGACUGCUUACAGUACUGCAUCAUUUCUUGAACUGCAAACUCCAAUCACUGAUCCUGUAGUUUCCAAAGGUUUGUCAUGCUUGAGGUCCGUCAUUGGGAAUCUCAAAAACACUUACACCACUGCUCUGCUUGCCUACACUUUCAGCUUGGCUAGAGAGACGGACACUCGACAGCAGCUAUUAAAGGAGCUGGACAAAGUUGCUAUUUCAGAUGGAGGUCAUCUGCACUGGUCUCAAGUAGCAUCUGAUGAUGCAUCUGAUUCUCUGGCAGUGGAGAUCAGUUCAUAUGUGCUGCUAGCGGUUCUCACUACAGAUUCAGUCAAUACAGCUGAUUUGGGUUAUGCCAACAGGAUUGUCAGCUGGCUUGUGAAGCAGCAGAAUGCCUAUGGAGGAUUCUCCUCCACCCAGGACACAGUUGUGGCCCUUCAGGCUCUGUCUUUGUACGCCACUAAAGUGUUCAGCUCAGAUGGCUCCAGCACAGUGACUGUACAGUCUGCAGGAGACACUCACCACUUUGAUGUGAAUCAGGACAACAAGUUAUUGUACCAGGAGAGGCCACUGCAGAACGUUCCAGGCAAAUACAGUAUUGAAGUGAAGGGCUCCACCUGUGUGUCUGUGCAGAUGGCUCUGUUCUACAACAUUCUCAUCCCAGCUGAGUCUAAAUCUUUGAGUGUUGAAGCUAAGAUUGAGGGAGAUUGCAAAAAAUAUUUUGGACAAAUCCUAUUUGUGACUUUCUCUGUCAAAUAUGAUGGUCCACAGGCAAGAACUAACAUGGUCAUUGUGGACAUUAAAUUGUUAUCAGGAUUCAUAGCUGAUACAUCAUUGCUUCAAUCUCCACUACAUUCAAAUGCAUCAUUUGUGGAGCGUGUUGAUUCUAAAGAUGAUCAUGUCAUAGUUUAUUUGAAAGAGGUUCUAAAAAAUAUUCCUUUGCAUUACCAAAUACAACUGAAGCAGGUUCUUCCAGUAAAGAAUCUCAAGCCAGCUGUGAUCAAAGUAUACGAUUACUACCAACCACGUGAUGAGUCAGAGACUGUGUACUCCUCCCACUGUUAAUGAGAUUGAAUUGUGCUUCAGUUCUGCAGAUAUGUAGUGCACCUUGGAUAAAGAUGUUUGAACAUUUACUAAAUCUUAAAGUUAUCUUUUGCUCAGUUUUGUUUUUUCUUUAUUUGUAAAGUCAUUUUAAUGUCUAAUAAUAAAACCUAUCAGCUUUAAAA
Molecule: messenger RNA, 4532 nt
Organism: Xyrauchen texanus (razorback sucker)
Lineage: Eukaryota; Metazoa; Chordata; Actinopteri; Cypriniformes; Catostomidae
Product: alpha-2-macroglobulin-like
Exons: 34
Coding region: 73-4371 (1432 amino acids)
Cellular component (GO): extracellular region
Molecular function (GO): endopeptidase inhibitor activity
Source: RefSeq, a predicted model, not a curated record